AUGCCUGAUCGCCCGCAGCCGGUGGACGAAAGUGAGUUUACAGAGGUGUUUCUGAAAGGCAGUGGUCCAGGUGGGCAGAAGAUCAACAAAACAUCCUCCGCUGUCCAACUGAAGCACCUCCCUACGGGCCUCGUCCUGAAAGUCCAAGCCACGCGCUCCCGCACCCAGAACCGCAAAAUUGCUCGAGAGAUGCUGGCUGAGCGGGUAGAAGAGCUCGAGAAGGGGAAGCAGAGCAGGGUGGCAGUUGUGAGGGAGACGAAGCAGAAGAGGAAGAGCAGUGCAGUGAAGAAGAGUAGGAGGAAAUAUAGGCUUUUAGAUGAGCUCAAAAUGAAGGGCCAGGAGGCGGUCAAUGAGAAGAAUGGCAAGACUGAGGAAGGCGAGCGCGGGGAGGGGAGAGACGUGUAG
Messenger RNA from Drepanopeziza brunnea f. sp. 'multigermtubi' MB_m1, 405 nucleotides. RefSeq lists its product as uncharacterized. Gene Ontology annotation, biological process: translational termination. Gene Ontology annotation, molecular function: translation release factor activity. Gene Ontology annotation, cellular component: mitochondrion. NCBI's taxonomy places the organism in Eukaryota, Fungi, Ascomycota, Leotiomycetes, Helotiales, Drepanopezizaceae. The record is from RefSeq and is a predicted model, not a curated record.